CCAUCCGUCUGAAGGCAGGUGCAAAAGUAGCUAUAUAUUAUUAUAUUAUUAUUAUUAACUCUAUAGUCAAACCAGAAGUGAUUGCAUAUCCUUGUUUUCCGCUCGCUAUAAUUACUAAGGAAUACUAAUUCGACUGACCCAUUUUGGUUCAUGGGAGAUUUUGUGCGAGGAUUACUUGUACAAGACUGGAUCGGUUCCAACACGCGUUCUAAUGUCGACAACAAACUGUCGAGUGUCGAAAGCUUAUUCGAUGUUUCUUUCUGGGGCUCCAAUGACUGGCAAUUUGUCCUUGAAAACGACCGGCGAUGAGCAUGAGUUGCGUGCUGUUCAAGAGUACAUUGACGCGAAGGGUUUGAAAACUGAUGUGGAGGAAAUGUAUUCUUUGGUACAACAGGAGUUGGAAUGCAUAGAGACUAAGAGAAGCAUAACUGAAGCACAUAGGAUGAGAAAUGUUGAUGACGUGCCUAAGCUGCUGAAAUAUGCGAAAUCGAGAGCCUACCUGCAAGACCAGCUGCGAAUUGAACUCGAACAUUUAGAAGCCGCUUUGGGGAAAUGGAAUGCGGAAGACCGACUGCGGAACCACAGAAUUAAAGUGGAUGCAAAGUCUUUUGCUGAGCUGAGAAGCUACUCGAACCCAACAAAGGAAAUUUUCAGCACAGUCAAGGCUAGUCUGAUUCUUUUGGGGUUCGAAAGCAGAAAUGUAAUUAAUUGGGGGGACAUUUUGACCAUCUUCACCAGCUGUAAAGCUAACAAGACUGAUUUAGUGAAGUGUUUCAAUUCACUGAAUUGUAACGCAGUGCGGUUGGAGACCGCGUUUGAAAGCGAAAUGGUGUUGCGAAGGUCUAGUCUGGAGAAAGUGAACCAUGUAUCGAGCGGAGCUGCUCUUUUCUACAAAUGGAGUGUGCAGAAGAUAGCAGCUGUAAAGAAAGCGUGGGGAGUUGUGACCAGUAGCCGAAUAUGACAUUAUGAUUUAACCAAUUUAAAAAAUUUGUUAUGACCUUUUAAG
Symsagittifera roscoffensis is the source of this 1006-nucleotide messenger RNA. RefSeq lists its product as uncharacterized. The transcript is spliced from 2 exons. The record is from RefSeq and is a predicted model, not a curated record. The coding region runs from base 212 to 961 and encodes 249 amino acids. Lineage: Eukaryota; Metazoa; Xenacoelomorpha; Acoela; Convolutidae.